Molecule: messenger RNA, 1755 nt
Organism: Paramacrobiotus metropolitanus
Lineage: Eukaryota; Metazoa; Tardigrada; Eutardigrada; Parachela; Macrobiotidae
Exons: 2
Coding region: 361-1515 (384 amino acids)
Biological process (GO): mRNA processing
Cellular component (GO): THO complex part of transcription export complex
Source: RefSeq, a predicted model, not a curated record
AGAGAAAUCACAGCCGGAAUUUGGAGAUCUUUCACAGACAGACCUAUGGGCUCCAUUCUGGCUGGGAAACCGGCCGCCUUCAGGCGCAGGUAAACUCCCUGCUGAUACCAUCGUGUCGCGGCAAUCUUCCGGCUGAACGUUAAUAGCGAAGCCCGUGCCGGCCCAGAUCGUCACCAGCCCGUCACAAACACAAACGCCAAACGUGGGGAGUAACGAUUAGUGCUCCCAGGCGCACCGCAACACAAAUACGGAAGGCGUUGUUACCAAGACAUGCUGCGGGACCAGUGCGGGUAGUGCGCGCCGGACCCCGGGACUGACACCGCCUUCAGAAGUACUGCAACGCAGCAACUUGCUUUCUGUAUGUGCGAUGAUUGGAUAUCUUUGAAUCUUGUGGUUUUGACAAGUUCUUCUCCUCCUACACCUCACACUAUGUCAUCGAAAAAGGAUUUGUUUGAGCCUGUGUCUCCAGUACGUGCUUCGGAACAAGAGAUAGUCAACCCGUCGCCUUCUAAAAAGCCCAAACUCGGUUCCCCAUCGAAUACUUCAGAAUCAUCCUCAUCCUCCAUUGCCCCAUAUACUCCCAAGCUGAAAAUUGUCGAUCCUCUCCCUGCUCUUGCCGAAACAGUGCGUCCAUCUCCCAGCCUGCGAGACUCCUCCAGCAGUAGUAAACCUGUUCUGGCAACACUCAAGCCUUUGCUUAUUGCGUCCGCAGAACCCCCGACCAUUACGAAAGAAGAAGAAUCUAAAGGCCCGCCGGUGCGCGAUACUGAGUUGGCGCGAUGGACGCCGCUCGCUAUUGCUACCAUGCCAAAGAAGACCUCUCUUUCCAACACGGACGACGCAAUCAUUCGGCGCAAACUCAUGUUUGAAGCGGGCAAUCCCAUUGCCAGCAGUCAUCGCGGCAUCAAAACAUUAACAGCGAAUAUUUUUGCCUUUGUCAGUGCCGUGCGAGAGCAGCAGACACGCCGGGAACUGGAAGUGCUGUUUGAGAAAGUGCAGAUGUUUUUGCGCUGUGAGGAGCUGACACUGACUAGACUCACCUGUUGUGCUGAAUCAGUGCGGAGAAACGCCGAGACGGAUGCUCGUUUGCCCGAUGAAUUGGCGCUGGCCAUCGAGGACGUGAAGAACCAGAUCGCCAACCAACAAAAGAAACUGGAGCAGGCGAAUAAGACGGAGGCACGAUUUAAAGAGUAUCUCGAUAUGGCCAGCAGUAUCCGCAAACUGCCUUCCUACGAGGAACUUCUCAAGUCACGCAACAAUCUUCGGGAAGAAACUAAUAAGCUGAAGGAGGAAAAGGACGGCCUGGAUCGUCAGCAGGCGGAUAAAUAUCCCUUCUUGGUCAUUGCCAAUUGGGCCUUGCACAAUGUGAAAUUUGAGGGAAAGAAGUUGGACACCAGCCGAACGAAAGCGCGAUUGGCGGCGGCUUCUAGUAGAGAACAUUCAAAGAAGGAUUCCUUGCGCCAUAAAAAAUCUCCAAAGAAGUCUUCUAAGGAGGCAAGGAGCAAUGAGAAGUGAUACCUUCGACUGAGGCUGACGUUUUUCUUAUACGAAUAAAUUUCUUAUAAUUGUGAAGUAUGGUUUUUAACUGUAAGUUGGACAAUGAGCAAUGUGCCGCGCCCUCUGAGAGUUUGCGUGUAUUGCUUACGGACAUAAUCAUUUAAGCAAGAUAUGAGUAUCCAUUUUUCUGGUUUUUUCGUACAAAUUUAACUUUAUUUUAUUGCAAAAAUAACGCACGGCCAUCUGUGCUCGUAUAAA